AUGGCUGCCAUGGCAAAGACUAUCGUGGCAACAGGCGCCUCUUCUGGCUUGGGAUUUGAGCUCGUCAAACAGUUGUUGUCCCAGACCCAGCCCUACAAGUUCAUCCUCGCUGCAAGAGACACGAAGGCCACCCAAACAGCUUUUGAUGGACUCAAGUACGACAACAGCAGGCACAAUGUCAUCAUACUUCCUGUCGAGCUGAACAAGAUGUCGACGGUCAAGUCGUUUGCACAGCAGACCCUUGAGAAACUUGGCCAGGACAAGAUCGACUAUCUCAUGCUCAAUGCGGGGACGGCCAUGGAAAAGAGCACUGACGGAAAGGGGCCAUUCGGUUCCAAGUGGAGUGAAACUUACCUCGUCAACCAUCUCUCACAACACUAUCUCAUCCAUCUCCUACGACAGAAGCUGGAAGAGUCUAGGUCCCGUAUUGUGGUUGUCUCUUCCGGCGCUGUCCGCAUGGUGACGGCCACAAGCACUCUCGAAGAGGCAACCAACGCCGCUGGCAAGUCUGAGACCGUCAUAUACCCUGCUACCAAGUUCGUACAGCUGCUAGGAGCACACUGGUGGCGGCGGCAGCUACAGGGCACCUGCCAGGUCGUCGCUGUGUCCCCUGGCUUGAUUCCCGGGACUGGACUUGGAAGAGGCUCCAAUAUAAAUAUCCCAGCUCAUUUACCUGAUGCCAAGAGUAUCCCAGAAGGCGCGCAAAGCAUCUACGCUGCUUUUACCCGAGACGAUCUACCCGAAGAUCCAGAACAGAUCUUCUUGACCAGUUGGGGCGAGUGGUGGCCGAAGGACGUUUACGCACUCAGCCUCGACAAGAGCCUCCAGGACAAGUGGUCCCCGAGCAUGGAGCAGAUCGAGAAGGAAGAAGGCGUCACUGCUUAG
Anthostomella pinea is the source of this 885-nucleotide messenger RNA. NCBI's taxonomy places the organism in Eukaryota, Fungi, Ascomycota, Sordariomycetes, Xylariales, Xylariaceae. The record is from the annotation of a GenBank genome assembly.